GUUUUACUUCACUAAUGUUUCACCUUGAAACCGAAAGCCUCGUUGCUGUAUUCAACUGGUCUUUAAUUUUCAGUAAUUAUUCUAACUGUUUUGGAUCAACUUCUAUUGGCCACUCACUUUCAUCACCCUUUCUCAAUGCGAAAGAUUGACACCCUUAAUAUUUUCACGGGUUUUGACGUUGAAUUUACUUGUUGAUCAGAACAUUUAGAAGCGUGAAUACAGAAUUUAAACGACUCAUCGCAUCGUGUAUGGCAUCAGUUACUCGAAAAAAGCUUGUUGUUGUUGGAGAUGGCGCGUGCGGAAAAACAUGUCUUCUAACCGUCUUCUGCAAAGGAGAGUUCCCCAGUUUAUAUGUUCCGACGAUUUUUGAAAGUUUUGUUUCGGAGAUGCAAAUUAAUAAUAAGCGUGUUGAACUAAAUUUGUGGGAUACAGCUGGGCAAGAAGAUUAUGAUCGACUACGUCCACUCUCUUAUCCUGACACAAAUGUCGUCGUGCUUUGUUUCAGUGUAGACAAUCCUGACAGCUUGGACAAUAUCAGCACAAAAUGGAUGCCUGAAAUCAGGAAUUUUUUGCCAAAUAUCCCUGUAAUACUUGUUGCAAACAAAAAAGAUUUAAGAAAUGAUUCUUCAACAAAAAGGGAACUUCAGAGAAUGAAACAAAAACCUGUUACAGAAUCCGAAGGGAGAAGUGUAGCGAAAGUUAUAGGGGCACAGGCAUAUAUUGAAUGUUCAGCUAAGCAAAAGGAAGGCGUUAAUGAUGUAUUUGAAACUGCUGCUAGAAUAGCUACAGAAUUCAAGACAAAAAAACGCUUAUGUACGAUUACAUAAUACUGAAGUUGAUUCUCAAUGAUAAACAACACAAACAUUCAUCGUCGUUUUAUCUUUUGCACGUAGUCUUACAUUCACCGGCCAAUAAUUAUUACUUCUUGAAGAACUUACAUAUAUGAUGUGUUUUAUAUGUUACGAUGUAAUGCAAACAUGUUAUAAAAACUUUUUCCGUCAGUAUAACUAGGUUUUGUGCUUUCUGACAGUGCAGAAACAUUUUUUCGUUGAUAUUUUUUGCAGUCAUAUGCAUAUUAUUAUUGGUUUACACCUAAAUCUCCACCUGUAUGUUUUAAAACAUUAAUGUAUGAAUUUUUGCUUGGCUUUUGUAGCUCAUUGUCAUUGGGAUAGGUUUGGCAAGACACUUUGAUAAGAGUAAAGUUUUUAAGAUUUACCGUAUUGCAUUUCUUUGGUAAAUCAUUUAUUAUAAUAACAUAUGUACAUAUCGUUAACACAAACUUCACUUUUAUUUGACUUUUUGAUGAAGAUAGUUUUUAAGUCUUAA
Molecule: messenger RNA, 1326 nt
Organism: Schistosoma bovis
Lineage: Eukaryota; Metazoa; Platyhelminthes; Trematoda; Strigeidida; Schistosomatidae
Source: the annotation of a GenBank genome assembly